Trichomycterus rosablanca is the source of this 2532-nucleotide messenger RNA. It is a transcript of the gene pspc1, whose product is annotated as paraspeckle component 1. Bases 84 to 1658 code for a protein of 524 amino acids. Gene Ontology annotation, cellular component: nucleus. Gene Ontology annotation, biological process: regulation of DNA-templated transcription. The record is from RefSeq and is a predicted model, not a curated record. Gene Ontology annotation, molecular function: RNA binding. The transcript has 9 exons. Lineage: Eukaryota; Metazoa; Chordata; Actinopteri; Siluriformes; Trichomycteridae.
AGUAGCACGCAGUUUCUACGCAGCCUAAGACGGUGGCUAUUGUUUACUGUGGUUAAACGUUCCACAUUCUGAACAUUUAAAACAUGGCAAACCGAAACCUGAAGCAGGUGAAUAUCCAGAACAACUCCCCGUGUCCGAAACCGCACAACCCGAAGCGCAGCUCGGAAUCUCCGUCCACGGAGCGCACGCAGUCAAAGAUGGAGGGAGCAGCGCCGUCUCCUCAGCUCAGCAGCCCGGUCCCAGAGGCCGAGAGCAGCACCGAGCCCCGGGAGAUGACCAUCGACCUGAAGAGCUUCAGGAAACCGGGCGAGAAAACCUUCACACAGAGGUGCAGGUUGUUUGUGGGAAAUCUGCCGACCGAUAUCACGGAGGAAGACUUCAGGAAGAUGUUCUCCAAGUACGGCGAGGCUAACGAGGUGUUCAUCAACCGGGACAGAGGAUUCGGUUUUAUCCGACUGGAAACAAGGACAUUAGCAGAGAUUGCCAAGGCAGAGUUGGAUGGCACAGUCCUGAGGAACAGGCCAAUUCGCAUUCGUUUCGCCACCCAUGGUGCUGCCCUUACAGUCCGAAACCUCUCACCAGUCGUCACCAAUGAGCUCCUGGAACAGGCUUUCUCACAGUUUGGACCGGUGGAGCGAGCAAUCGUGGUGGUAGAUGAUCGUGGAAGACCCUCAGGAAAAGGAAUUGUGGAGUUUGCUAACAAGCCCACUGCACGAAAGGCUCUUGACCGUUGUUCUGAUGGAGCUCUUUUACUUACGACAUCCCCCCGACCAGUUAUCGUUGAACCAACAGAGCAGUUUGAUGAUGAAGAUGGCCUUCCAGAAAAGCUAUUGCAAAAAACUCCACAAUAUCACAAGGAAAGGGAGCAGCCUCCACGUUUCGCCCAGCCAGGCACCUUCGAGUUUGAGUACUCAUCACGUUGGAAGGCUCUGGAUGAGAUGGAGAAACAGCAGCGAGAUCAAGUUAACAGAAACAUCCAAGAGGCCAAAGAGAAACUGGAGGCUGAGAUGGAGACAGCAAAACAUGAACACCAGCUCAUGAUGAUGAGACAAGAUCUUAUGCGGCGUCAAGAAGAGCUGCGGCGCCUGGAGGAACUGAGAAACCAAGAGCUGCAGAAGCGCAAACAGAUGGAAAUGAGACAUGAGGAAGAAAGACGGAGACGUGAGGAGGAGAUGAUGCGCCACAGAGACCCGGACGACAUGAGGCGUCAGGCCGAGGCCUUUAAACCUGGCUUCAUGGAUGCCAGAGAACAGGAAAUGAGAAUGGGUGAAAUGGGUGCCCGUGGAGCCAUUAAUAUGGGAGAUUCGUUUAAUCCUGCCGCUGCUGUUAGCGGUAACCAGGGCCCUGCUCAAAUGAUGGGCAUGGCCAUGUCAGGCCGGGGUGGAGCCAUGGGGCCAGAGGGAUCGUCCAAUAUGGGGGCACCCCUCAUGCCAGAUAAUGGAGCUAUGCGUAAUGAAAGGUUUGCUCAGGGAGCGUCUGGUCAGAUGAGUUCUUCUAUGGGUGCUCGACCUGGUGCUGAUUCCCCCCAGCAGCAACAGUCACCUGUGAUUGGUGGUGCAGGACCCGUGCCUCCUAUGGCUGGUCCUGGUGGCUUCGGUCGUGGAAACCCUGUUGGGGGUGCCUUCGAUGGGCCCAGCAACAAGCGUCGUAGAUAUUAGUCAUUUUAUCACAAUGCAUACUGAUUUUUGAUGCAAAGCAUCUGACCUCUUGAUUAUUGAUAUCAGAUUUGACAUCUUUCUCGGUGACUCUGCUUUCAUCCCAAAAGUCUGUGGCAUAGCAUGAGCCAGGAUUACUAAGGGAUCUAGGGAUGGAAGCCUCUUUUCAUAGGAACUUUCUGAAAGGCCACAGGGUUGAUGUAGUGUUUCCUGCAACUAACACUUCUCUUCUUCAUAAAAUAUGGGAAUUGUUUCUGGUUGGGGGAAAAAAACAUGGGGAAAAUAAUUUAAUUGAGCUAAUGGUUAUAGGCCAUGUACUGCUUAUUAAAGAUCUCAGUCUUUAAUUCUUUAUUCACACUUUAGUUUUUUUCUUUGGUAAUGGUUUGCUGGCAGUUGUUUUCCAAACUGUGAAGAAGAUAUAAAUGACAGAUUAAACAUGAAUACCCCUUUAUACAGCCCGACAUGAAAGAAAAGAAUGAAAGAUGAAAUCAUGGUCUCUUUUUUCUCUGUAGAAGCGUAAGUUACAUAUUAAUUAUGUAUCAUACCUGGCGUACUAUACACAAAACAAGCUCAGUCAAGAAGUUCCAAGGAAACAAAAUCCAGUUUGUACAUUUUAUCUAGUGAAGAUUGAAGACUAAAGAUACUUUUACAUGAUAACGUUUACUGAAAUGGGUGAUUAUGUUGUGAAUCUUUUCUCUAUCACAUUUCUUCUGCAGUUUUAUGUGCACAUCAUUCGCUUCUGCAGUAACUGUUUUUAGUUUACUACACCCUGUAGUAUUUGAAAUCCCUGUGUAUGUGAUGUGGAAUAUGCAUGUCUUCUUGCAGUCAUUUUUGUUACAGUAAAUAUUUAGAAUGUCCUAAGUUGUUUCACUUUAUC